GAAGAAAGGAGUUUAUCCAAAGAUUGAAACUUGAAGCAACUCUAAAUGUACAUGAUGGCUGUGUUAAUACAAUCUGUUGGAAUGACACUGGAGAAUAUAUUUUAUCUGGCUCAGAUGACACCAAGUUAGUAAUUAGUAAUCCUUACAGCAGAAAGGUUUUGACAACAAUUCGUUCUGGCCAUCGAGCAAAUAUAUUUAGUGCAAAGUUCUUACCAUGCACAAAUGAUAAACAGAUUGUAUCCUGCUCUGGAGAUGGAGUUAUAUUUUAUACUAAUGUUGAGCAAGAUGCGGAAACCAACAGACAGUGCCAAUUUACGUGCCAUUAUGGAACUACCUAUGAGAUCAUGACUGUACCAAAUGAUCCUUACACUUUUCUGUCCUGUGGUGAAGAUGGAACUGUUAGGUGGUUUGACACACGCAUCAAAACUAGCUGCACAAAAGAAGAUUGCAAAGAUGAUAUUUUAAUUAACUGUCGACGUGCUGCCACAUCAGUUGCUAUCUGUCCGCCAGUACCAUAUUAUCUUGCUGUUGGUUGUUCUGAUAGCUCAGUACGAAUAUAUGAUCGGAGAAUGCUGGGAACAAGAGCCACAGGGAAUUAUGCGGGUCGAGGGACUACUGGAAUGGUUGCCCGCUUUAUUCCUUCCCAUCUGAACAAUAAGUCCUGUAGAGUGACGUCUCUGUGUUACAGCGAAGAUGGACAAGAGAUUCUUGUUAGUUACUCUUCAGAUUACAUCUAUCUUUUCGACCCAAAAGAUGAUACAGCACGAGAACUGAAAACUCCCUCUACAGAAGAGAGGCGAGAAGAGUUACGGCAGCCUCCAGUUAAACGUUUGAGACUUCGUGGUGAUUGGUCAGAUACUGGACCCAGAGCAAGGCCUGAGAGUGAACGAGAACGAGAUGGAGAGCAAAGUCCCAAUGUAUCACUGAUGCAGAGAAUGUCUGAUAUGUUAUCAAGAUGGUUUGAAGAAGCGAGUGAAGUUGCACAGAGCAAUAGAGGACGAGGAAGAUCUCGACCCAGAGGUGAAACAAGUCAGUCAGAUGUUUCCACUCUUCCUGCGGUCCCAUCAAGUCCUGAUCCGGAAGCCGGUGAGACUGCAAUGGAUGUGGAUGCUCCUGCCGAGCAUUUUCUUCAGCCUUCUACAUCGUCUGCUGCGUCUGCUCAGGCUCAUCCAGUCUGCUCUUCCACCGAAAGCCCCCGCUCCACGUCUUUGCUGUCUUCCCCAGACAGCGCACAAAGGCAGCCUGCUGAUGCCUCUGGACCCCACGCACAUCCUCAGUCUGAAUUUUUAAGGGGCCCUGAGAUAGCUCUGCUCCGUAAGCGCCUGCAGCAGCUGAGGCUUAAGAAGGCUGAGCAGCAGAGGCAGCAGGAGCUGGCUGCUCAGAGGCAGCAGCAGCCUUCCACUUCCGAUCAGUCUCCCCACGAGGGCUCUCCCCGGGACCCUUGUGCUUCAGAUUCUCCUUCUUCUGUGGUUAACAAACAGCUCGGAUCCAUGUCACUUGACGAGCAACAGGAUAACAAUAAUGAAAAGCUGAGCCCUAAACCAGGGACAGGUGAACCAGUUUUAAGUUUGCACUACAGCACAGAAGGAACAACUACAAGCACAAUAAAACUGAACUUUACAGACGAAUGGAGCAGUACUGCCUCGAGUUCUAGAGGAAAUGGAAGCCAUUGCAAAUCAGACGAUCAGGAGGAACCCUUGGUCCCACAGAGUUCAGUGCAAACACCGGAAGGAGAAAGUGGGACGAAAGCUCCUGAAGAAUCAUUAGAGGAUGUGACAAAAGGUCAGGAAGAUGCAACUUCAGAAAGCCAAGUUCAGGAUCGCACAGACAUGGCGCAAUUAGAUAACCUCACACCUGAGCCAUCAGAUCCUACCUCGGGAGAAAGGAGUGCUCUCGCUCUGGAUAGCCCUUGUGGAGUUCUGGCAGAGCCCACUUUGUCUGAAAGAGGCAAGGAAGCGGAGACUUCCGCUCAGAUGAGCAGUGAGAGUGCCACUGAUCCCGAGCCCCAGUCCCAGAUGGAAGCCAUCGGGCCUUCCCCUCGGGAGGAGUCAUCCACCAGGGACUCUGCUCUUCAGGACACAGAUGACAGUGAUGACGACCCCGUCCUGAUCCCAGGGGCAAGGUACCGAGCAGGACCUGGGGACAGACGCUCUGCUGUUGCCCGUAUUCAGGAGUUCUUCCGGCGGAGAAAAGAAAGAAAAGAAAUGGAAGAGUUGGACUCCUUGAACAUUAGAAGGCCUCUAGUAAAGAUGGUUUAUAAGGGUCAUCGCAACUCCAGGACAAUGAUAAAAGAAGCCAAUUUCUGGGGUGCUAACUUCGUCAUGAGCGGCUCCGACUGCGGCCACAUCUUCAUCUGGGACCGGCACAGUGCUGAGCACCUGAUGCUUCUGGAAGCCGACAACCACGUGGUGAACUGCCUGCAGCCGCACCCCUUCGACCCGAUUCUCGCCUCAUCUGGCAUAGAUUAUGACAUAAAGAUCUGGUCACCACUAGAGGAGUCGAGGUUUUUUAAUCGAAAACUUGCUGAUGAGGUUAUAACUCGAAACGAACUCAUGUUGGAAGAGACUAGAAACACCAUUACAGUUCCAGCCUCUUUCAUGCUGAGGAUGUUGGCUUCACUGAAUCAUAUCCGAGCCGACCGCUUGGAGGGUGACAGGUCAGAAGGCUCCGGUCAGGAGAAUGACAAUGAAGACGAGGAAUAAUCAGCUCAUUUUGGCAAGCACUUCGAUGUUCUGAAAUUUGUACAAGACAUUUAUUAUAUUUUUUCUUUACAGAACUUUAGUGCAAUUUUAAGGUUAUGGUUUUUGGAGCUUCCCUUUUUUGGGGAUAACCUAACAUUGAUUUGGAAUGAGUGUAUGCAUGAAUUUGGGAGAGUGUAUAAAAACAAAACUAGCAAAAUGUUUGCGAACUUUUUGCUGUGUAUGAGGAGUGCUAGAAACUGCAAAGUGCAAUAUUUUCCCUCUCCUUCAGAUGUGGGAGCUUAGAUCAAUGUUGAAGAGUAAUUUUCAUUAUAGUGAAAAUGUUGGUUCAAAUAAAUUUCUACACUUGCCAUGUGCAUGCUUGAUGCUUUCUAAUUAAAGAAGUU
This is a messenger RNA of Fukomys damarensis (Damara mole-rat), 3085 nucleotides long. RefSeq names its product DDB1 and CUL4 associated factor 6 (gene Dcaf6). Gene Ontology annotation, molecular function: protein binding. The record is from RefSeq and is a predicted model, not a curated record. The transcript is spliced from 20 exons. Gene Ontology annotation, cellular component: Cul4-RING E3 ubiquitin ligase complex; cytoplasm. Gene Ontology annotation, biological process: positive regulation of transcription by RNA polymerase II. NCBI's taxonomy places the organism in Eukaryota, Metazoa, Chordata, Mammalia, Rodentia, Bathyergidae. Bases 345 to 2702 code for a protein of 785 amino acids.